Bemisia tabaci is the source of this 2140-nucleotide messenger RNA. RefSeq names its product saccharopine dehydrogenase-like oxidoreductase. Gene Ontology annotation, cellular component: mitochondrion; lipid droplet; plasma membrane. The record is from RefSeq and is a predicted model, not a curated record. Gene Ontology annotation, biological process: glycolipid biosynthetic process. NCBI's taxonomy places the organism in Eukaryota, Metazoa, Arthropoda, Insecta, Hemiptera, Aleyrodidae.
AUCAAACUUUAUGAAAGUUGUUAAAAGGUGGGAGGAAGGGUGUGACCAGUGGAGUUAGUUUUUCAUGUGCGGCUCCAGUGCCGUUUUUCAGUUUUUCCUCAGCAAAGGCGCCAAGAGGAGGCCGUCCAAAAUUUGUCUCCCUCUCUCCGCGCACGUGUCUUGUGUGAUUCCCUCUCAGUCUAUGUCUAACGCAUGAGGCAACCGGUCAGUCUAUGCCUCUACGCGAAGCUAGUUACAUGACGGCUUGAAGAGUCCCCUCUUUCUGUCUCUCUUGUGUGGUGUGCGGUUUUAAUUGGAUACCCAUAUUAUUUCUGAGGUAGACACGAAACAUGGCCGACCUAAGGUCGAUAGAAAUUUUAGUUUUUGGUGCUACGGGUUACACUGGCCAGUAUGUUGUGAAUGAAUUGGCGAAGCUUGCUAAAGAGUAUGGUAGCCUCACGUGGGGCAUUGCAGGCCGUAACAAAGACAAGCUCCAAGGAGUUUUGAGGAAAACCUCAGAAAAAACUGGUGAGGACUGGUCCAAUGUACCACUUGUAAUAGCCGAUGUCAAGGAUCCAGAAAGUUUAAAAGCAAUGACAUCACGCACUAAAGUCUUGGUGAAUUGUUGUGGUCCAUACAGAUUCCUUGGUGAAGCUGUGGUAAAAGCUUGUAUUGAAAGUGGCACUCAUCAUUUAGAUAUCAGCACUGAGCCUCAGUAUAUGGAAUUAAUGCAGCUGAAAUAUAAUAAAGCAGCGGAAGAAAAAGGAGUAUAUGUAAUCAGUGCAUGUGGAUUUGCUUCCAUACCCACUGACUUGGGGACAGUCUACUUGCAGAAAAAUUUUGAAGGUGGAAUGAAUUCAGCUGAAAUUUUUUUGAGGAUUGGGACAAUACCCUCAGAAAAGAAGAUUAAAAGAGGCGCUUUAGCUCAUUUUGGUACUUGGGAAAGUGUAGUUUAUUGGUUUGCGCAUUGGUAUGAACUAUGGCGGAUCAGGUCAAAGCUCAAUAAACAAAAACUGCCAGCUUUGCGACCGAAAUUAAUUCAGUGGCCCUUUAUCCUGAACAACGAAAUAGUGAGAGGACCAUGGUGUUUAACUUUUUGGUCUGUGGACAAAUCGGUCAUCGAGCGUUCGCAAAGGCACUUCUUUGAAAAGAGUGAGCAGAGACCAGCUCAAAUCAAUACGUAUUUUGUUGUCAGUAAUUUCCUCAUCGUCAUUGGCCUUUUCAUUCUCGGUUUAGUGUUCCUAUUGAUGUCCCAGUGCUGUCUGGGCAGAAAACUUCUUCUGAAGUAUCCGAAGGUAUUUACAUGCGGUUUUGUCAGCCAUGAAGGUCCAACAGAAGAAGCAGAGGAACACACUUCAGCUACUUUCACUUUUCGAGGCAAAGGAUGGUCUGAAAAAGAUAUGGCUAGUUCCUGUCCCCCAGACAAGACUGUCAUUACCAAUGUCGCUUUCAAGAGCCCUGGUUAUGGUUUUACUGCUCUGUCUCUUAUUUUAUGCUCUAUCAUGACCCUCAAGGAAUCAGGAAAUAUGCCAGGAAGGGGUGGUGUUUUACCUCCAGCUGCAGCUUUCAGGAAAACAUCCCUUAUUGAGCAGUUAAUGCAGCAUGAUGUGAAGUUUGAAGUCACCUCCAGUGAAGUGGUCCCAGUCAAAAGAUCUUGCUGCCUCUCGGUGUGUGUUUAAUGCUGUGCUAUCAGACUGUAAAAAUCCAUCAAAAAAGAAUUACUUACAAACUUUUUUAAAGAAAAGUAGUAGACUGUCAUAAUAAUAUUUUCUAAAACAAUGUUUCUUCGGCCAUGUUUUCCUGGAUGUUUUAUUCAUUUUUUCUACCCUUUUCAAAAACGUUACAUAUGUAUGCUGGCAACUGUAAUUGAAAAUGCAGAUUUUUAUCUCAUGGAAGUCAUCAAGACUUAAAAAAAGUGUAUGUAAUACAUGUUUGUUCUCUGUAGUGUGCUACUCAUGAGCUCUCCUAAACCCAUGAGUUUUUCCCUCAGUCUCUGCAAUUCCUGUUUUAUCUAGUCGUAUUUUAUUUCUAACUUAAAUUAUUAUUUUUCUACAAUGAAUCUACUUUUUGACGUCCUUUGACUUUUGUAGUUUUGAAUGCUGUAUUUACUCCAAUGACUUAUGUAUACUGUCUAAGCAUUUAUAAAAAUCAUACCAUCUCA